Messenger RNA from Harmonia axyridis, 2181 nucleotides. RefSeq names its product thyrotropin-releasing hormone receptor (gene ETHR). The transcript has 4 exons. Gene Ontology annotation, biological process: G protein-coupled receptor signaling pathway. The record is from RefSeq and is a predicted model, not a curated record. The coding region runs from base 313 to 1812 and encodes 499 amino acids. Lineage: Eukaryota; Metazoa; Arthropoda; Insecta; Coleoptera; Coccinellidae. Gene Ontology annotation, molecular function: G protein-coupled receptor activity. Gene Ontology annotation, cellular component: plasma membrane.
UUGCCGGGCCUUUGUCGGACCUUAAGGCCGCUAACUCGCGAACGUCUGAGCCGAUUUUCCCGAUAAAAUCCGCCGUUCUCGAGUUUCUCGACCUACAAGUCUUCGUACAAAUCGCGUAGUCCGUACCCACCCUUAGAUCCACCCAAAAUUACCUUUAGUGUGUGGUGUUUGUAUCUGUGGUGUUUUUUUCUCUGUUGUUGCUAGUUUGCUAUGAGGACGUCUGCAUCAGGACGUCGAGAUUUUAUGUGCUUCAACAUAACCAAACGCUGAGCCCCGAUCUCCACCACCUGGCGUAGCCACGAAGAUGACGCUAUGAUCUCGACGUUGCUAGCCCUACCGUCGACCACGUCGUCCUUCCAUCCAACCUCCGCCCUCGACCUGAACUCCACCGCCGCCAAUUUCCUCUACCUGGCCACCACCGACGAUGAGCUCUUCUUCAACGGCACCUUCCCCAACGGCACCAACCUGACCUUCACCAGUUUCAAGACGCCCGUCUUCCCCACCUACCUCAGGGUCAUCUCCAUGGUGUUCUGCAUCAUCAUCAUGUGUCUGGGCGUCAUCGGCAACGUGAUGGUGCCCAUCGUCAUCUUCAAGACCAAGGACAUGAGGAACAGCACCAACAUCUUCUUGGUUAACCUGGCCGUGGCCGAUCUGAUGGUGCUGUUGGUGUGCACCCCUACAGUCUUGGUGGAGGUGAAUUCUGCCCUGGAGACGUGGGUGUUGGGGAAAGAGAUGUGCAAAGCUGUUCCAUUUGUAGAACUGACAGUGGCGCACGCUUCGGUCCUUACAAUUCUAGCUAUAAGUUUCGAAAGAUAUUACGCCAUAUGCAAGCCACUGAAGGCCAGUUAUAUCUGUACGAAAGCCAGGGCGUCUCUAAUAUGUCUACUUGCUUGGAUUAUUGCAGCUGUCUUCACCAGCCCUAUAAUCAUCAUAGCGGAGUUCAACCACCAGGAGUACCGUGGAGGGACAGUACCUGUAUGUCACACCAUGGCCAACUCUGUCUGGUCAACCGCGUACUUCCUAGGCAUCAUAACCUCAUUCUUCCUCAUACCCUUGAUAAUCCUCAUCGUUUUAUACUGUAUCAUCGCGAAGAACCUGAUGACCAACGCUGUUGCGUUAACUACAAAUAAACACAUCGAUAACUACUCGAUCAGAGCAAGGAAGCAGGUCAUACUGAUGCUGGGCUCUGUGGUGGCCAGCUUCUUCAUAUGCCUGAUACCUUUCAGGAUGUUCACCCUGUGGAUCAUCCUGGUACCACCAGAAAACAUGCUGCAUUUCGGCAUGGACAACUACUACAACCUCCUCUACUUCUGCAGGAUACUGGUGUACCUAAACUCCGCGAUGAACCCAGUUUUAUACAACCUGAUGAGCUCAAAAUUCCGAAAUGGUUUCAUGAUCUGCUCCAGGUCCAAGAGAAAGUUCAGAAGAGCCAGAAAUGGCACCUUCAGUACCACCAUGAACUCCUGCAGAAGCAGCACCUUGAGGAGCAGCAACGACUACAGGGUUUCUUACAGACCCUCGAGAACCAACUCCUUGCUGAUCAAGGGUAACAGUGAAUCUCCGGAAUCGCUGAAGAGUACAGACUCUCCCAGGAACUUCAGGGAGAAUACUCUCAAGAACGAUGGGAUUAGAUUGAAUGACGACUGCAUCGAUGAAGAAUGUGAGACUGACAAUUCUGAUUGCACCACCAGAAAGGACAGUUUGAAUCUCAAUGUCUUCACUGAAGAGGUGGUCAUAUACAAUGAGCCUCCUAAAAGGAGGAUUUUCCAACCUUUUGGAGAGAAUUCAGGUGGUGAAAUUCAAAGUAUUUAGCUAUGUUGUCGUAAGAGUGUUUUUGGAUCUUCUUAUUCUUCCAGGAAAGCUAUGUUGUGUUUGUUAACAUGCGUGUCUACGUCAUAAACUGUUUUGAAACGAGCUUCUUGACAGUGAUUAUCUAACCGCAAACUGCUGAAGGACCUCCAAUCAAGAUUGUGGUUGAUCCCUUAGGCUUAAGUAGGAUAUUGACUGAUGAGCCUUGAGGCCACUGUUAAUAAAAAUUAAGAAUUGAAGUAUAUAACUGAAAUAUUAUCCUUUAGCUCUGCUGACAGCCAUGUUUUUCCUAUUUAGUGGAUUUCACUGUAUUUAUGUUCGUCUGGUACCAAAGAUUUAAAUGUUAGUUGUAAUAAUAAAAUAGCAUUGUAA